GAGCCAACAAGAUGGCGGCGGCCCUUUCUGAGGGGUGACGGGGCGGUGUUCGAGUGCGAACGCGCCGGUAGCGCAGCUCCCUCCGCGUCCUCGCUUCUCAUUACAGCUCAUGGCGGGGUGCGAGGAGAAGCAGGGAGAGGGCGGCCUCAGCGAGCUGCUUCCCCCUUCUCAUGGGCCCCCGCAGCACCUCUCCCAGGGGAUCCCCGGGGAGCUGCCCCAGGGCGGGCCCAGCCUGCGGCAGCCACAGCUCAGCCUGCCUCACCAAGAGGACAAGCAAGAGGCCGAUGACGAAGAGGAAUCACAGCGCACAGAGGGUCAGUUUGAUGGAGUGUUGGAUGAAGACACUGUGGCUGAGGGUCUCCACAAGCUGGGGCGUUCAGCCCCUGGUGUUGAAUACGUUUAUCUUAAUCUGUCGCUUUCAGGUCGUGAGUUAAGUGACAUUAACAUUCUCUCCAGAUACGUUCACCUACAGAAGCUGGAACUUUCAUAUAAUAAAAUUAAUGAUCUUUCUUGUAUCAGUCAUAUGCCUCACUUACUAGAACUGAAUGCUUCCAACAAUGAAUUGACUACAUAUUUCGUUUUUAAACCACCUAAAAAUCUCAAGGAAGUAGAUUUUUCAUACAAUCAAAUACCUAAAAUGCAAGAUUUGUCAGCAUACCAGUCACUUACUAUACUCUUGCUGGAUUAUAAUAACAUAGAGGAGAUAAGAGGACUAGAGAAGUGUCACAGUCUGACUCAUCUUAGUUUGUCACACAACAGACUCAUUGCAAUCAGUGGCCUCGAGAACUUACCUAUCAGAAUACUCAAUCUGAGCUCUAAUCAGAUUGAGAAGAUAACUGGGUUGGACAGCUUGAAAACUCUACAGAAGCUGGACCUAUCUAGCAAUAAAAUAAUUAGUCUAGAAGGCUUGGAGAAACAUGAUCUACUAGAGAUGAUCAAUCUAGAGGAUAACCAGAUUGCUGAGCUGCGUGAACUUGAAUAUAUUGAAGAUCUGCCUCUCCUCAGAGUUUUAAAUCUUUUAAAAAAUCCUGUACAGGAACAAAGAGAUUAUUGGCUUUUGGUGAUUUUCAUGGUGCUCCAACUAACAGAACUGGACCUCAAGAAGAUUUCAGUGGAAGAAAAGGUUGCUGCUGUGAAUAAAUAUGAUCCUCCUCCAGAAGUUGUUGCUGCUAGAGAUCACAUGACUCACGUUAUGUAUAGCAUGCUGCAGCCCCAGAGAAUCUUUGACAGCACUUUACCUAGCCUUGAUGCUCCCUACCCCAUGCUGGUAUUAGUUGGCCCCCUAGCCUGUGGUAAGAGGGAGCUUACUCAUAAGAUCUGCAGACAGUUCAACAAUUUCUUCAGGUAUGGUCCCUGUCACACUACCAGGGCAGCUUACUUUGGUGAAGAAAACAGACUUGAUUACUAUUUCGUUUCUCAAGAAGCAUUUGACAAAAUGGUGAACACAGGCAAGUUUAUAGCAACCUAUAAAUACAGUGGCUAUUACUACGGACUUGGAAGAGACACUGUAGAAUCAAUUGCCAGAGAGGGUCUUGCAACCUGUGUUCACUUAGAAAUAGAGGGUGUGCGUAGCUUGAAAAAUACCUACUUUAAACCCAGAUAUAUCCUGUUAGUGCCGAUGAACAAAGAAAAAUAUGAGGGACAUCUGCGGAGGAAAGGAUUAUUCAGCAGGCCAGAGAUUGAAGAGGCCGUCUCCAGAGUGGACAUGUACAUCAGAAUAAGUCAGGGUUUUCCAGGAUACUUUGAUGCAGUUGUCAACACAGAUGAAUUGGAUGAGGCAUUCACAGAGCUGAGUUUCCUUGUAAAGGCAUACCUGGGUUUGGAGCCACCUGCGGUUUUUGAUAGCAUUCAGGACUUGAAUAGCAGAGCAGGAGCAGGUUCAAGAAUACGGCUCUUGCAAGAGCAAAGAUUGUCACCCGGCGGAGUAAUUACUGGAACUACUCGGUCUUCAUCUAUCAAUGAGUUCUUGGACUCUUCUGCCAAAAACUAUCCAGGAGGCAUCCCGGACAAUCUUGCUGCACAACUGGGCUCUGUGGAAGAAGCUUCUCUCCAAAGGCGGCGUUCUGCAGCACGUCAGGCUUUGUCAGGGAAGGCACCUAGUGCAUGUGUCCAGCUGUUUCAAAGGGACCUGGCAUUCACUCCUGCACCGAGCAGCUCCCAUCAACAACUACUGGAACCAACAAUACACACUUCCCAAGACCAGAGCUUCCCCCUGACUAACCCAGAGAGCCGAAAGAAUAAACUAAAAAAAGCCAUCAAGGGCUCCAGAGAAUCUGGUCCUGCUAGUGGACGAUUUCUAAUCUCAGCUGGUACACAUGCUGCUGAAGGUCUACCGGUUCAGACCCCUGUUCCCCAUGCUCACCUUACUGAAGAAGCCAAAGCUGAACAUCAAGAUCCAAGAGGAGCUGAAAAUAGAGUGGAUAGAUCGGAAGAGACUGAACUCCUGAGUGACAAUCUUCAAAGAAAAAACAGCAAGUCCAAGACUGGUUGUUCUCAUGUGCCUCAGCUCAUCGACUGGCCAGGCUCUCACUCCAAACCUGUCCUCCCUCCAAUCCCAUCUGGGCGGAAGAGGACCAACCCUUGAUGGCCACUACUAACAAAGUCUUUCUCAUGAUGACACUGAAUCUUUCUGUCUAACAACGGGAACACUGAUUUUGAUACAUUUCUCUUCAACAAAGCAAAGUCUAUCAAAUAUUAUUUCUAAAUCCAUUUCUGAUUAACUCUCCCCCAAAAGUUAUUUAUUUAUAACUUUAUUAAAAAGUAAUUUCUGUAUUUCCCAAAGCUAGAAAUUAUUUCCCCAGGCAGUCUCAGCUGGGAAAUGGUGUAGAUUUUUUCCUAACAGCCAUAUGACCAUAUCUUCCAUUAAUUUCUCUCUUUCCUACCCCUCCUAUAUUAUAGAUUUAAUUGAGGUGUGGAAGCAUCAGAGCCUCUGAUAAUAUUUUCUAUAUUGUAGGACUAGUGAAUUAUUUUGAAGAGGGAUUUUAUGAAAUGUUCAGAGUUAAGUUGGGAGUGAAAACUAGUUCCAAGUCUUUUUUUUUUUUUUUUAAUAAAGUGUGGUUUUUUGAAGGGAUGAGACAUAAUUCUUUGAUUUGCAAGUGUAUUUAAACAACCUAGUAAGGAGUCAUCAGAAAAAUUAGCACAAUUUUUGAGAACUAGCGGAAGCUGUAAGUAGUAUAUGAAGAUUUGUUUUUCUGUAUGUGGAGCAGAGCUCUGACAAGUAAAUAAAACUCUUGAGUUAA
Molecule: messenger RNA, 3239 nt
Organism: Aquila chrysaetos chrysaetos
Lineage: Eukaryota; Metazoa; Chordata; Aves; Accipitriformes; Accipitridae
Gene: LRGUK
Product: leucine rich repeats and guanylate kinase domain containing
Exons: 21
Coding region: 110-2584 (824 amino acids)
Cellular component (GO): cytosol
Molecular function (GO): GMP kinase activity; protein binding
Source: RefSeq, a predicted model, not a curated record